UUCGUCACCCUACAGUGACGUUUUUAGGGGCCAUUAAGAAACCUUCAUUUUCCAAAACAAAUAGUUAUCUUAGAUACGACAAAUAAAUACCACGAAUGACUUGAAGAUUUUUUAGAUUAUGAGUUUAAGUGGUUGUGCAUUUUGUAGGCGAGAGAACUUGAUUGAAGUAGUAUCUUGGCUCUACAUACUAAGAGACAAGAUCUAAGGUCUGUGAACUGGAAACUUAAUUUCAGUCCAGAUUUCUGCAAAAUGUCCAACUCAAACCAGUCUUCACCAUCUCUAACCUACGCACCCCACCCUUGGACUGUCUGGUAUUGGUCUUUACGAGGGAUUAUUGCGAUCAUUGCAGUUCUUGGUAAUGGAAUAGUUGUAUGGCUGAUCAUUUCGCGACGAAAGCUUUGGACCAGACCAAACUGUUUUGUCUUGUCGUUGUCGCUGGCGGAUUUCUGCGCUGGUGCAAUUAAUACUCCUUUGGAGCUCUAUUGUACUAUGUUGGGAACGUCUUGCAGUUCGUGGCUUGUGCAAGCCAUCAAGGAUAUGUUUAUUGUCGCAUCAGUUUUCAAUCUAUGCGCGAUGACAAUAGAUCGUUACGUCGCUGUAACCCAUUCUCUCAGAUACCCUCGUAUUAUGAACGACAAAACCUGCGUUCUUGUCAUCGCAACAGCGUGGGGUCUUGGGAUUUCCAUUCCUUGGAUUUUCUACAUCAUUCGCAUUAGAGAGUUCCACACCUAUCGUAUCAUCAGUAUCUUUAGACUGYUGUUUUGCAACGCUUUACCAAUGGCAGGCCUCGUGUUGGCUUACUUCAGAAUGUUAAGAAUCUCGAGGAAGCAUCGCCGUAAGGUUGGACAACAGCGACAACAAGUUGACUUCAACUAUCUGAGCAAGCGAAGAGUAAAUGAGCGCAGUGAGAACAGGUCGGCAGUGCGUUUCAUUGGAAGCAUGGUUGCCUUCUUCGUAUUUUGUUACUCUCUGACAUUCUAUCGUGUUCUAUCUAGCUACAUACUUUUUAUUUCGGUACCAUAUGUUAUUGUACCGAUAUCAAGGCUUCUUUAUUACAUGAACUCUGCGCUAAACUGUCUUGUUUAUGCGCUGUUUAAAAAGGACAUCAGAAGAGAAGCAAGGAACUUGUUUUGUAGAACCGGUACAGAGCAGUGAGCGUACGUGAUCCAAGACACUUUCAAUUUUUUCUUUACCUUUCCUUCCUGACUUUUCUAUCCUCCCUUGUUUCCUUUUAUCCCUUAUUGAUUCCCUCUAUUCUUUCUUUGAAUCAUACCUACGUACCUAUCUA
Messenger RNA from Actinia tenebrosa (Australian red waratah sea anemone), 1288 nucleotides. Its product is annotated as trace amine-associated receptor 9-like. NCBI's taxonomy places the organism in Eukaryota, Metazoa, Cnidaria, Anthozoa, Actiniaria, Actiniidae. The record is from RefSeq and is a predicted model, not a curated record.